AACAAAAUUCGUUUUAAAAAAUUCACUUUUAAAUAGGGAACAUUUACCAGCACUGCGCAACAGCUGUUCCUCAAUUGUUGUAGGCAACAACAUAACCAACGGAAAGCAUAAAAACCAAACAAAAGAAAACCCAAAACUGAAAAACUUAACUAUCGCUAAUAUCUUAAGGCUGGGCCUAUUAUUGCGUUCAUACAGCAUGGCCUGGCGUUCCGUGGGUGCUAAUAAUGCGGAUUUAAUACGUCAGCUACGAGAUUACGGCGUCAUUGCGUCUGAAGCUGUGGCAAAUGCAAUGAUUGCCACAGAUCGUAAGCACUACUGUCCUCGUAAUCCGUAUAUGGAUGCACCGCAACCAAUUGGCGGGGGCGUUACUAUCAGUGCUCCUCAUAUGCAUGCUUUUGCUUUGGAAUAUUUACGUGAUCAUCUGAAGCCUGGUUCUCAUGUACUGGAUGUGGGUUCAGGUUCGGGUUAUUUAACUGCUUGCUUCUAUCGCUAUAUAAAUGCAAAAGGCGAAAAUGCUAACACUCGAAUCGUGGGCAUUGAGCAUCAGCAUUCUUUGGUCGCUUUAAGCAAGAGCAAUCUCAACUCGGAUGAUGCAAGCAUGCUGGACUCAGAUCGUAUGCUCAUUAUUGAGGGAGAUGGUCGCAAGGGACACGCAGCCUUAGCGCCGUACGAUGCCAUACAUGUGGGAGCUGCUGCUCCCGAAACGCCCACCGAAUUAAUCAACCAGCUGGCCAAUGGAGGACGUCUCAUUGUUCCUGUUGGCCCCGAAGGUGGCUCACAGUAUAUGCAGCAAUACGACAAGGAUGAAAAUGGCAAAGUGCAGAUGACGCGUCUGAUGGGUGUCAUGUAUGUCCCCUUGACCGACCUGCGAUCUUGACUGCAUUACUUGGGAAUGGUGCUGGUUCCUGUUCUCCUAUUAGGUUUUAUCCUCUACCGAUUAUGGAUAUAUUAUCAUUAAUUGUAUUGGUUCUAAUUGGUCUACCUUAGACAUGAAUUUGAAUUGCUUCUUGAUACCCAUUUAAUUAAGUUAUAUUUUAUUAACAAAAAUAAAGAAACAAUGGCAUAGACAA
Drosophila sulfurigaster albostrigata is the source of this 1070-nucleotide messenger RNA. RefSeq names its product protein-L-isoaspartate(D-aspartate) O-methyltransferase (gene Pcmt). The coding region runs from base 197 to 877 and encodes 226 amino acids. NCBI's taxonomy places the organism in Eukaryota, Metazoa, Arthropoda, Insecta, Diptera, Drosophilidae. Gene Ontology annotation, molecular function: protein-L-isoaspartate (D-aspartate) O-methyltransferase activity. Gene Ontology annotation, cellular component: cytoplasm. The record is from RefSeq and is a predicted model, not a curated record. The transcript has 4 exons. Gene Ontology annotation, biological process: protein modification process.